AUGCCAUUGUGAUCGAAAUCUGAUUUCUGGAUUGUGGUAUACUGAUUACGGUGGUGGUAUUAAUUAUUUCGAAACAAACGAAAAUGGCUUCGUUGUGCAGGCAAAUUAUUCGAGGAAAUGCCCUCAAAAGUGUUCUUCUUUCUUCAGCCCGACGGGGAUUCGCUGAUAAAAUGAUGGUGGAUCCAAUGGAACAUGCCACUGGUUUGGAGAAGAAGGAAUUGCUAGCGUUACAAUCAGGAAAUGAUGACCCUUUCAACAUGAAAGUGUUGAAGAAAGCUGCUGGCACUCGUGAUAACCCUACAUUAGUACCCUCAUGCUUUGAUGCCCGUAUUGUUGGUUGUAUAUGUGAGGAGCAUUCCACAAGCAUCAAUUGGCUCUGGGUACAUAAGGAUCAUCCUCGUCGGUGUGAAUGUGGGCACUGGUACAAACUUAUCGAGAAGACGCCGCUUUAAACCAAUUUUUAGUUGACAAUUAUUAGUAGUAUACCAGAGAAACAUGAACGCAUCUGCCUGCACAGGAUUUAGUAUUUAAAUCCACAGUUCCUGCUUGUGUGAAACAAAACUCUGCACAGAUGCGAUAUUAAUCAUAUUCGUGAAAUCAUUAAAAUAAUAAUUUUAAGUGAACCAGUGUUUUAUUCAUGUUACCUAAGUGCAGUGUUUUGUUAAGGGAAUUAUUAAUUUAUGUAGUUAUUAAAGUACUGAUGUUGU
Messenger RNA from Leptidea sinapis, 707 nucleotides. RefSeq names its product cytochrome c oxidase subunit 5B, mitochondrial-like. The record is from RefSeq and is a predicted model, not a curated record. The transcript is spliced from 4 exons. The coding region runs from base 84 to 452 and encodes 122 amino acids. NCBI's taxonomy places the organism in Eukaryota, Metazoa, Arthropoda, Insecta, Lepidoptera, Pieridae. Gene Ontology annotation, biological process: mitochondrial electron transport, cytochrome c to oxygen. Gene Ontology annotation, cellular component: mitochondrial envelope.